Venustampulla echinocandica is the source of this 3348-nucleotide messenger RNA. RefSeq lists its product as uncharacterized. Bases 1 to 3348 code for a protein of 1115 amino acids. The record is from RefSeq and is a predicted model, not a curated record. The transcript is spliced from 5 exons. Gene Ontology annotation, biological process: regulation of DNA-templated transcription. Lineage: Eukaryota; Fungi; Ascomycota; Leotiomycetes; Helotiales; Pleuroascaceae.
AUGCGACCCGCCACACUCAAUGUAUUCAUCGCUCUCCUUUCAGCCCUGAGCAUCCCCUGCGCAGCUCAAAACUUCAGGUAUUCAGGCACGGAAUACAUCGUUUUCUCAGGGAACAUCACGGGCACCGUCUCAUACCCCCCUGAAUUCGAUUGCGCUCCCCUCACAAAAUCAUAUGCCAACACCCAUCUCUACGUCGGCAAGAAUGCACCAUGGGAUAGCAAUGCGUUCUUUUUCGACCUCUAUCACCGGGCAUCUGAUACAAGUGCGUUUAUCGGGCUCACCCGCGAUUAUAUAUACAACCUGGAAUUCACAACCGCUUCGUACGACUGCAUUAAAGAUGGGAAACCCUGUGGAAUAAUCGCGUAUGCGCCUGAUUUCGUACCGCACAUGUAUGUUGAUCUCAACAAAACGAAGAUCUCGAAGACCCAAGUGGAAGGGAAGGCUGGGUACGCGGUUAGUGGCGAUACUGGAAGCUUGGUUGGUAAUGGGACGGACAAUGGAGUCGAUAUAGCGGAUUCUUGCAGGAAGGCGAAUGUAAAUUGGCUGGACUUCAAAUGGAAUUCAACCACCACAUUAACCUACACCCUAUCCUUCUCCAAUGAGACCGCCUCCAUCAAAAUGACCACUAAGAUUCCAAAUGGCGAGAUGACGCUCUCCUUCACUGGCCCACGCAAUGAAACCGCCUCAUCCCUCCACAAUUCUGCUAUCCAACUCGAUACCAGCAAUGACGCCGUUCCGCAGUUCAAAUAUGUCAAUGGCUCAGACAUCCAUUUUGCUAAAUUAGGAAGCACCUGGGUAGCUGCUGCAACGCCGAUUCCCACUGGGGCUUCGAGGUCGUCAAGCACGAGAACGACUGGGAAUCUGGCGCCAACCGGAACUGGGGCGGCCGGAACUGGGACGGCCGGAACUGGGGCGGAUACAUCUACUCCCAAACCAAGCGCCACGGGGAAUGCGGCUGUCGGGGGCAAGACGGGCGUUACUGAGGUAGUACUGCCAGGCGGUGAGCCCCGACGAGGGUCACACCGAACACUUCUAGCUGAGAAGCAGCAAAAGCCACACUUGCUUCAAACAUCGCAGCAGAUGGAGGCACUAGGCGCUGCAGGCUCUAUCAUAGGGAUCGCAGGCUUUGGUCUCCAGAUCGCGACAACUCUUCAAACAUACGCUGAAGCAACACUCGAGGCGGAUGAUAGAAUUCGGGAUAUCGCGAACGAUAUAAGCGCGACUGCCUCGGCCCUUCAGCGACUCCAGGCAGUCAUCACUCGAGAUGAGAACCUAAAGAAUGGAAAGGUUUUCAGUGUCGAAGGUUUAAAGUCCGUAAACAAGAUCGCUUCACAAUGCGAUACAGUUUUCAAGCGUACAGUGGAGCUGCUUAACAAAGCUGGAAAGCCAGAAGAAGAACUCGCAAAUGCCGAGAGAUCGAAGGAGCUGAAGAUAUCGACGCUCGGUUAUUUGAAGUGGCCAUGGUUGGAGCCAAAGAUCAUGAGAUGUAGACAGGAGUUGGAAAGGUUGCUGGUAAAACUUUUCUUGUUCCUACAAAUCUCAAGUCUUGCGGUUCAACAGGCAAGUGUUGACAUUCGAAGCGCGGAUUUGGCAGCAGAGCGUGAGAUGAGGGAUAUUAUUGCCAAAUUAAAAGCCCGAGAAGAACGCCUCACAAAUCGGCUACAACAAGCUUUUUUCAAGGUUCCUAUUCGCCAGAACAGUCGGCCGUUCAUAAGUAUAGAUCAAACUCGAGACAGGAGUCCAUUACAACCACCGCCGCCACUAUCAUCUCGUCCGCUGCCACCGCUAAUAGCAGCAACUUCGAGAGGAGUGCCGCUUAAUUUCCAGAGUGACUUUGCAGAAUCAAAUCCCCCUAUGAGGCUUGAUUCUUUUUCAGAAAAGCCGAUCAUGAAUCUACAAAGUCCAACCCUGGGCAAUGUGCCUCGACCAGACGGUAAACCUCAAGUAAAGAGGGUUGCGAUCGAGGAGACCUUCAACGAGACACUACCGGAUGAUCGAGACUCAAGUAUGGAAGUUUUAGGCGAAACACAUGCAACAUCAACUCUUCGUAAGGAUGGUCCAGCUACGAAUGAACUGAGAGAAGAUGAACCCGGCCAAGAAAUCGCCCCAUAUCUCGAAGCUUAUCUCCUCAAAGGGGAUAAUGAUCACAUAUUAAAGAUACCUCUCGAGCAAAAGGAGCUACAAGUUCGGAAGGAGGCCCUUCUAGCCAAGUCUGAUCGCGCAAUAUGGGAUGUCCUGAUCUCUCUGACCCUAGAAACUCAUGCGCAAGUGACUCGUGCAUUGGAGAAGGCCAGGAGCCAGGACAAACUUGGGCGCGUACUGAGAGCCAUCGAGGUUCUAGAAGCGCAACAGGAAGUGAUUGAGUCCAUGUCAAGCGAGGUGAAUUUAGAAGUCCCGCGAAUCCUUCUUUUUCUCGAGGUAGAGUUACCGGGAAAGUUGUAUGAAAGACGUCUGGAGCAAGAUUUGCGGAAGUCUGGCCUUGAUGAGCGGCUGAUUAACACUGUUAUCGAGGAAAAUAUACCAUUCAACACCGACGGACCAACAACAUACACGAGAAUGGCUCGCCGCCAUCUUUCGGUAGAAACCCUACGUGCACACAACCUCGAUUGGCAGUUUGAUGAGAAUCCCGACUACGUCAUCAUCAAACGCUGGGUUCCAGAAGAGGAACAAGAUAGGCUGUGGGAACAUACCAAAGCUAUCCGCGCCCAAAGACGCCAUCAUGUCGUGACAACUGAGGAAUCGGGACGAAAGUAUAGAGAGUCAGAAUUCGAGUUCGUUCGCAAGUACAAACACGGCUUUUAUGAGGAUAGUCACAAGCAUAAGGAAAAUCCAAGUCCCUUGCUUACAUUUCUCCUUGGAGGUGGCAAGCAAAAACACAGGACCAACUCUGGACUAACCGAGGGUUCAUUUGACCAUCAGAGGCAUAAGAGCCGGAAGCCGAGCCCUCUUGCCACCUUUCUCUCCGGGAAGAACAAGGCUGAACCUUCCCCCGAGGACGUGGAACUCGACGAGGCUAUCAAGGAUCAGGAAGUUGAUGAGCUGCUUGGAAAGUGGACAAAUUCCGGUGCCGUAGAAAAUGAAACGGAAAAAGGGAAAAGCGCAGAGCAGAUUGAAGCCGUCAGAGUAGAAGAAAAUGUAGACGAUGAUAUCGGGGACGAGUUCCUACAAACUACGCGGCUCGAUGACUACUUCUCGGAUGAGGAAGAGUCGCCUGCACGAUGGAUUAAGAAGAGAUUUGGGCUCAGAUGGAAAGUACUGCUGCCUUCGAGGUUUCGUAGGAGAAGAGAUCGCCGGAGAUGGUCGACAUCUACCUCGAGUAGUAGAUCCGGAUCCCUGAUGGACGAUUAA